AGAUCAUGGCAGCCAUGGUUCUGACCAGUCUGUCCUGCAGCCCUGUGGUCCAGAGUUCUCCUCAGAGUCAGAAUGACUCUCUACCAGGUUCAUCAUCAUGGGGCGGAGACAUGGAGUGUGGGGGCGGAGACAUGGAGUGUGGGGGCGGAGACAUGGAGUGUGGGGCGGGGAGCUUUCGGACAGCGGCAGCAGUGGCUACUGGAGCUGGGACCACGGCAACGUUAGUCCCGCUCCGUCCCCUUCUGUCGCCGAGAUGGACAGCCGCCCAGAUGAAGGACUGCAUAUGGAGCUGGGGGGUGAGCUACAUACAGCCGCAAGGUCAAAGAGUUCUUUCAGAGGAACGUACAGAUGUCUGUGGCCUAGCUGUGGCAAGGUGCUCACGUCUUCAGUUGGGAUGAAGAGACAUGUCCGUGUGAUGCACCUGGGCAGUGGAUCAGAGCAGUCCCCAAGAGAGGAGGACUUUUACUACACAAAGAUUUCCUGCGAAGCUCCAGCAGACCCCUCUCUCGUUUCCCCUCUUCCCCCAGACCCCUCUCCCGUCCGCCCUCUUCCCCCAGACCCCUCUCCCGUCUCCCCUCUUCCCCCAGCCCCCCUCCCGGCUUCGUCCCCUCACGUCCCCUGGGCAUCCUGUGGCUCCCCUCUAAGCCCUGAUCCAGAUUCCGGACUCCAGAUCACCUCCUCGGGGUCAGGGAGCUCCAGGCCCAGCUCAGGUCCAGAGUCAGCCCCAUACCAGCACAGACCUCUCAGCCAGUCUGCCCCUAGCUCCUCCUGGCAGAUACAGACAGACCAUCUCUAUCAGGCCUGCACUCCCCUCCAGGUGACCAUGUCCUCCUGCAGCCCCGCCCCCUGUUGUUGGACCCCUCCCCCUCUCACCGUCUCUAACCAACACAGCCAUCACAACACCCAGGUGGUGACGGGUCGCUGCAGGUCUGUGAGUGUGGGAGAGCAGUGGCUUCAACAGAACAGCGCCACCAACAGGCUAACCACCUUGAGAGCAGCCUCCCCGUCGGGCUCUCACUGCUCCUUCAGGAAGGGACGAGGGGAGGCUGAAACGUUUCUUGUGUAUCAUCCCAGCAGGAAGGGACGAGGGGAGGCUGAAACGUUUCUUGUGUAUCAUCCCUGUAGGAUGAGACGAGGGGAGGCUGAAACGUUUCUUGUGUUUCGUCCCUGUAGGAAGGGACGAGGGGAGGCUGAAACGUUUCUUGUGUAUCAUCCCUGUAGGAUGAGACGAGGGGAGGCUGAAACGUUUCUUGUGUUUCGUCCCUGUAGGAUGAGACGAGGGGAGGCUGAAACGUUUCUUGUGUAUCAUCCCUGUAGGAAGGGACGAGGGGAGGCUGAAACGUUUCUCGUGUAUCAUCCCAGCAGGAAGGGACGAGGGGAGGCUGAAACGUUUCUUGUGUAUCAUCCCUGUAGGAUGAGACGAGGGGAGGCUGAAACGUUUCUUGUGUUUCGUCCCUGUAGGAAGGGACGAGGGGAGGCUGAAACGUUUCUUGUGUAUCAUCCCUGUAGGAUGAGACGAGGGGAGGCUGAAACGUUUCUUGUGUUUCGUCCCUGUAGGAUGAGACGAGGGGAGGCUGAAACGUUUCUUGUGUAUCAUCCCUGUAGGAAGGGACGAGGGGAGGCUGAAACGUUUCUCGUGUAUCAUCCCAGCAGGAAGGGACGAGGGGAGGCUGAAACGUUUCUUGUGUAUCAUCCCUGUAGGAUGAGACGAGGGGAGGCUGAAACGUUUCUUGUGUUUCGUCCCUGUAGGAAGGGACGAGGGGAGGCUAAGAAGUGUCGUAAGGUGUACGGCGUGGAGCACAAGGAGCAGUGGUGCACGGCCUGCCGCUGGAAGAAAGCCUGCCAGCGCUUCACAGACUAAACGAGUGUGUGAACGAAGGAUGAUGAAAGAAAGAGAGUGAAAAAGAGACGAUCAGGAUCAGGGCCUGUAAAAGCCAUCAACAACAACAACUUCAUUUUUUUCUACCUUGUUUAUUUUCCCCUCGAGGAAUAUAGUUCUGUUUUUUUAUACGUUGACCUGAAAAGUACGUCAGUGUGCGAUGGUGGUGCUAGUAGCUAGUAGGUUAGACUGUGUUAUGUGGUAGGCCUACCAAUGUUCUUCCGUCCCAGACCUGUUUGUGCUGUGUAGCAUGGCAACAACCAUAGGAGUUAGCUAUACACAGGGAUGGGCACUGGCUAGUUGCCCUGGGUAACAUUUGGGUCCAAAGUAUGCGCCAUACAAUAUUUCUAAGAACAAACUUUGACUGGCCUGGUGUGAUCUGAAUAGUACUAGCGGGCUAGCUUCAUAUCCUACUAGUAUGGUCUGUACGGUACUAUCGGGCUAGCUUCAUAUCCUACUAGCCUGGUCUGAAUAGUACUAGCGGGCUAGCUUCAUAUCCUACUAGCCUGGUCUGAAUAGUACUAGCGGGCUAGCUUCAUAUCCUACUAGUAUGGUCUGUACGGUACUAUCGGGCUAGCUUCAUAUCCUACUAGCCUGGUCUGAAUAGUACUAGCGGGCUAGCUUCAUAUCCUACUUCCCUGGUCUGUACGGUACUAGUGGACUAGCUUCAUUUCCUACUAGCCUGGUCUGUACGGUACUAUCAGGCUAGCUUCAUAUCCUACUAGCCUAACUAACCCUUAACUGCUCUCCAUCCAGGAUUCUUCUUCUUCUAUACAGGAAACCGAUCUGUCCCCAGGUUCCUUCCACCUUCCACUGAGAGCAUCUCUACACACCUUCCACUGAGAGCAUUUCUCCUCACCUUCCCAGAGAGCAUUUCUCUUCACCUUCCACUGAGAGCAUUUCUCCUCACCUUCACUGAGAGCAUUUCUCCUCCCCUUCCACUGAGAGCAUCUCUACACACCUUCCACUGAGAGCAUUUCUCCUCACCUUCACUGAGAGCAUUUCUCCUCACCUUCCCAGAGAGCAUUUCUCCUCACCUUCCACUGAGAGCAUUUCUCCUCACCUUCACUGAGAGCAUUUCUCCUCCCCUUCCACUGAGAGCAUCUCUACACACCUUCCACUGAGAGCAUUUCUCCUCACCUUCACUGAGAGCAUUUCUCCUCCCCUUCCACUGAGAGCAUCUCUACACACCUUCCACUGAGAGCAUUUCUCCUCACCUUCACUGAGAGCAUUUCUCCUCGCCUUCCACUGAGAGCAUUUCUCCUCACCUUCACUGAGAGCAUUUCUCCUCCCCUUCCACUGAGAGCAUCUCUACACACCUUCCACUGAGAGCAUU
This is a messenger RNA of Oncorhynchus nerka (sockeye salmon), 3215 nucleotides long. RefSeq names its product zinc finger protein 395-like. The transcript has 7 exons. Gene Ontology annotation, cellular component: nucleus. Bases 98 to 1861 code for a protein of 587 amino acids. The record is from RefSeq and is a predicted model, not a curated record. Gene Ontology annotation, molecular function: RNA polymerase II cis-regulatory region sequence-specific DNA binding; DNA-binding transcription factor activity. Gene Ontology annotation, biological process: regulation of transcription by RNA polymerase II. Lineage: Eukaryota; Metazoa; Chordata; Actinopteri; Salmoniformes; Salmonidae.